AUGCAUGAAGUCCUUCUCCAACAAAACUCUUUCCGCGUGCCUGUACUCAAGAAGCUUACUGUCACCGCUUCUGUUAUUACCGAGUGUUGCCUGCUAAGCUCUAAUAUGACCUGAAAUUCCACAUACAGUACUGUAAUUAGUGUUACCACACUGAAAGGCAGCGACGAGGACCAGGUUGGGCGCGCAAAUGCUGCGCAGACAGCCCUAGAAUUCAGCCAUGAAUUCUCAGCUGCUUCUGGACCUGCAAGCGGCGCUGAGCGCUGCGCUGAGCUCUGGCAGUCAGAGCUCAACGCCGGCGAGCCAGAAUGACCCGCUCGUCACAAAAUUGCGGCAUGGCGUCAGUACGCUGCUCGACGCCUGCGCUGAGGCUAGCCGAAACAGCACAGCUGCAGGUGUUAAACAGGACGUCGUGACCGUACUGUCGGUGGCGGAGUUUGUGGUGGAGCGACUGCCCACGGUGUUCAGCGGCCAGGGCAGCCUAGAGGUUGGGCCGGUGCGCAGCCUGCUGGCCCUGCUGCUGGCCGCUGCCCGCCGCUUCAGGUCCCUGCUGGAGCGCAUGGUGUCACUGCUGCUGCGCAUUGUGAACCUGGCGCCGGCGGGCAUGCGGCGUAGCCUGCUGCUGGACCUGGCGGAGGGCGCCAUGGAGCUAAUGCUGGAUGCGGAGCAGCAGCUGGUGGUGCAGGCGCUGGACCAACAUGGGGGCUCAGCCUCCCCCAGAGGCGGCGGAGGAACCGUCCUCGGGAGCGCGAUCACCGCCUUCGAGGCCCUGCAGGCUCGUUGCGGAGCUAUGGGUGAGGAGCCCGAGGCGGCCUGCCUGCUGGAGGUGCAGCUGGACCGCUACGACCGGUGCUUGGCAGCUGCUGAGGCGGCAGCGGCGCUGUUGUCAUCGCUGAUUGUGUACCGUCCACAGCUAGUGGCGCCGGUGCUACCUAAUGCUGUGUUGCAGGUCCUGCUCCAGCUCAUCGUGGCUGCCACCCAGUCACCGGGCACCCAGUCACAGUUGGUACUUUGCGCCGCUCACAUCGCGGCAGCCGGCGGGGCGGAGGGCUUCUGUGAAGGGCUGCUGCAGGUGGCACUAGUACUCGUGGAGGCCUGGGGCACGGGUGGGAUUGAGCUGCUCGAUACGGCCGGCGCGGCCUCGGCGGCUUCUGACGCGUCCGAGGAGCUGCAGGCUGUGACGUCGUCUGUGUGGCACGCAGCUAUCAGCACCGCCAUGCAGACCUGCUGCAGGGCCCUGGAGAACAGGAGCAUUGUAGCGCUGUAUGCCGACCGGCUGUGCCGACUCUGCCUGCGGCACUGCGCAACGGCUGCCACUGGCGGGUUGCACUCGCCAUACCUUGCCAACGUGCAUACCGUGCUGGACCUCUGCCCGCAUCUGCUGCCUGUGGCGGUGCGGGAAGGCCUGCUCGACGUCCUGCUGCUGCUGCCACAUGUGUUGCACCUGCCGGCUGCUGGCGGGCAAGAGCCGAAGGUACCGGCACCGCAUGCGCCGCUGGCCGCAUCUGUGGAAGCCUUGCGGCUGCAGUGCGCUGAAUGGCUGGCAGAGCCACACGUGGCCACAGCGGUUGCGGACCGCGUCGCGGCAGUGCUGCUGCUGCCGCCGGGUGGGAUGCUCAGAAAGCCACGCAUGCUGCAUGGCGGGGGCAGCGGUCGGCAAGUUGGGCAGCCGGAUUCAGGCGCGGGUGCUGCGCCGAGUUCCAGGCCAGAUCAGGGCCAGGAAGCGCCGGGCCUGGAACGGUCCUUGUCUGCCGACCCAGAUCAGGCGACGCUGCCCAUCAGGGAGGAGAGCGUGGAGCGACCGACAAAGCGGCUGCGGCGCGUUGGAGGUGGCGGCAAACAGCAGGCGUCUCAGGCGGCGACCAACAAAUUCGGAAACUUGCAGGACAUGUUUGCCAGCCAGCACGCCAUUAAGCAGCGGGCGCUGGCGGAGGCGCGGAGCACCAGGGAUGGCGGCACGCAGCUCGCCGCACAUGCAGUGGCCGCAGACUCAGCCAGCGGUGGCAACACAGGCGACAGGAGGGCAGCUGCAGAUGACCUUUGUGGUGUACUAGAUCACGACAUGGUCCAAGGCCCGGCAGGCGGUGCGGUGGCUGCGGCAGCGGCUGCGGUGGUUCAGCUUGUGGCGGUGCCCUCGGUACGACUGCCUGGCUGCGACCUGCAAUCCAGGCUUGAGCUGCUGGGGCGCUUUGGUGCAGAGCUGCUGCCGCUGGCAGGCCCCGAGCUGCUUCUGCUUGCCAUGCAGUCUGCCGUGGAGCUCGUACGGCAGGCGUGCAGCGCGCCAGGCGCCGCCACCGGCAACACACCGAGCGCAGCGCCCACAUGCGACCCCUCAGCACUGACAGUCCCGCAGAAGCUGCAGGCGGCAGUGUACCGGACCAGCUGUGUGCUAGUGCUGGCGGUGCUGAGGGCGCUGCCGGAGCUGGACGUGGGCAUGGACCUGGGCGGCCCCGCUGCUGUCACCGGGCCGUGGGCGGUCGCGUGGAGCGGCGGCAUGCAGUCGCUGAUGGACAUGGUGCUGGCUUUGGUGCAGCCGUUGCCGGAGGCCCUGUCUUUGGUGCCCGCGAGCCAGCCUUCUUUUGAGGAAGUGGCUGUGGCUUCAGCAGGCGUAUUCCUGCGCACUGCACUUUGCACCGCGGGCUGUUGCCUUGCAGCAGCAGUGCUGCCACCAGCCCGGCAUCCACCGUCUCGCAGCGAGGGCCUGCUGAUUGCGUCGUCGUCACAGUGCACGGGGUUGGAGAAGAGCCUGAAGCGCUUGUUUGCAGCCAUGGGCAGUGGCGGUGUCGGCGAAGGUGGUCCGGCGAGUGCCGAGUUCCUAGCCAGCAAGGGCACCGACGGGUCGCAGGUACACGUAGCUGGAGAUGGGCGGCGACUGGUGGCGGCUGUGCUGGGAGCAUUUGGGCGGACCCUCGUCAUGUGUCAGCUGCCGAUCGGCAUGAUACUGCCUGUGAUGGACGUCACGGACCAACCGAGCCCAGACCGGAAGGUGGUCUUCAACGGUGACAGGAUGGGCGGACCAGACGGCAUUGCUGCGGCCAUGCUGGACGAGUUCGCAGGGGCGCUUCAGCGUGCACGCUCAGGGCAGGCGAGCACCAAGGUCCCCGAGGCUCCGGGUUUCGGUGCGGAAGCUGCCCUGGCUGGCGGGCUGCAGGUGGCCGCGGGGCUGCUGGCGUCUAGCCAGGCCUCCCACGUUGCUUGUGCUGCCCGGAAGGCAGUGGUACUGGGUCUGAGGCAGGUGUUGGGGGGCAUGCGUCAAGUAAUCCGGGAGCUGGCACAGCAUUCAAGCAGCUCAGAUCUGCAUCCCGGCACCCGGUCAGCUGCGGUGGCGCUGUCCGCAGCCGCUGCCUGCCUGCCGCAUCUGCCAGAUGAGCUCUGGCUGGCCUUGGACUCGCUGCCAGCCGCGGACAGAUCAGGGGCCGGAGCGGAAAUGGAGCCAUGCGGCAGUGGCCAGCCAGCCUGGCCACCGCUCACCAGCGUUUUAAAGCUGGUUGAGCCAUGGCUUGGACAUGGGGGCGCAGAAGCUGCAGGUGCCAGCUGUCGUGCGCCCGCCAUCGUACAAGUGGCGAUGCUGUCUGCGCUGCGGGACGUGGUGCAUGCGUGCCCAGCCAGCUGUGCAGCCAACAUCGGCGCAACACUAGCCCAGGCAGUGUUCGCGGCUCUCCGGUCGCCACAUGGCGUGGUCCGGGCAGCCGGCACGUCGCUUCUCCUGGUCUGCCUGCGCCCCGACACGUCAGCCGAGAUUUUUAUGUCCUCGGCAGGCUCGACACCCAACACUGCAGCCCGGGACGUGCUGUCGCGCCUGCACGGCAUCAUGAGCGAGCUGCGGUCUGACGCCGCCGCCAUCCGCUGCAGCCUGCUGUUCUCAGCGGUGGGGCUGCUGGCGGACGACCGCGAGGCGCGGCUGCCCGGGAUGACGUGGCGGGACAGCGCCCCGCAGCUGCUGCUCAUGGUGCUGGGCUGCUUGGGGGCCGAGGACCAGCAGGUCCGAGCCGCGGCGUCGUCAGCACUGGGUGUCCUAACUGCCUCGCUGGACCUGUCCGCCCAGCAGCUGCUGCUGGAGGGGCCGCACGCAACCAUGGUGCUCAACACGCUGGGCUGCUCGGUGCUGACGUCGCCUCGCCUGCUGCCCGAGCUGUGUCGCCUUCUGAAUGCAACGGACGCGCAGCUGGUUCGGGCCAUUGUUCCGCAUGCCAUUGGGCCGCUCUGCUGCUCAAACCGCUUGGAUGAGCUGCGGGAGCUGGCCCGACGCCUGGAUCUGCCCCCUGCUGAAAUGUUCACACUGCACGCACAUCACGCCUACGCCUACGCCUUCUGGAAGGAGCCGGCUGCCUUUGACGCCUUUAUGGAGCGGGUGGAGCGCGAGGUCUUGGAGCGCGGGCAUGGCGACGUGGUGGGGCGCCUCAGCAUGGCGCGCAUGCUCACCAAACAGACCAUCAUCAUGGCCGGGGAGCCGUCCGACUCGUGGCAUGUGACGGGCAGCCUUGAGCCGCCGGCCGGGCUGCACGAGCGCAUUGAAGUGUUCAUGCGCGCCAUUGCCGCGGAGUCCCGAGAGAUGGAGACGGAUGACUUCGUGCAAGAGCUGCUGCUAGGCGAAGUUGCAGCAGGCCUGUUCGAGCUGUUUGGAAAACAGCUGGCCCAGAUGCCGGGAUCAUCUGGUGCGAUCUCCGGUCCUCCCACGAGCGCUAGGCCGGAGGGCCCGGGCGGCGCGCCGAUGUCGCCCGGGCGUGCCAGGCAUCACCAUGCAGUUCACCACCAGGCGCACCUGCUGGGCUCUGACGUGCACCACCACCGCGCCUCGGCCGUCGAGAGUGUAGACGCGGAGGCACUGCAGGCACUGCGGUCGCUGUGUGUGCUGGUGCUGAUGCUGGGCAAACACCUGCCCGGCCAUGUGCCGCCAGUCAUGGUGCUGCUCACUGCGGCCGUGAGCCGCGCCAUAACGUCAUCCAUGGAGCUACAACUGCAGAGCCUUGCUGGGUGGCGCGUUUUCCUGCGAUGCCUGGCCGCCACUGCGCCCUCUCUCCUGGAGCGCGUCGCCGUGCAAGCCUCUGUAGUGCUGCUACCGCUGCUCCAGAGCCCCUGCACUGAGGUUUCGACAUCGGCUGCGGGCGUGCUGACGCUGCUGGUUGUGGACAACAAAGAGCGCGUGCGCAAGGCGCUGAGCCGCAUGCCGCCGCUGCCCGCCGAGGUGCCGGGUUUGGAGCAGGUGGCGCAGGUGUUGCAGGAGGAGCUGCAGCUGGCGGACCGCCGCAAGCGCCUGGCGCAGCUGGCCGACUCGUUGCAGCACGACAGCCUGGAAGUGCGGCACGUGGCUCUGGGUGAGCUGCGUUUCUUCCUGACCGACCAGCGCGCCUUCAUGUGCGAGCUGGUGCAGCGCGGCUGCAGCGGCCGCACCGCAGUGGGCGCAGGCAUGUCGCCGGAGUCGUCACGGGCGGUGACGACAGCUGGCACGACUCAGAAGCUGGGCAAGCGGGCGGCUGGAGCGGCCGGGAUCAAGAGCCAAAGCAGUGCGGGGGCGGCUGCAGAUGCCGCGCUGCUCGCGCAGCUCCUCAGUGCGUUGCUGCGCUGCUGCGAGAACACCGUACGCACUCGGCUGGGCAAGGAUAUCCGCAUCAGGUGUGGCGAGUGCCUGGGCCUUCUUGGGGCCUUGGACCCGGCGCGUGUGGCAGUGGAGCGCCGCGCCCCGCCCGACCUGGUGGACCAGGACCAGGAGAGGGGCGUAGCGGGCGGCGACAAGGGCGGUGGCUCGGAGGCCACUGGGGCGCUGGCCAGGAGCAACGGCGGGGGUGGGCAGUACGCGCUGGAGGUGUCACUGGUGGAGAACCUGGUACGGGUCAUGGAGACUACGGGCGACCUGACGGUCUACCGUUUCACGUCGUAUGCGCUCCAGUGCCUGCUGCAGCACUACACGGGCGGGUCAAACGAUGGGGGCGUGGCGCGCAUCACGUCGGGUGCAGCUGCUGCAGGCGGCCGGCCCGGCGCAGCGUCCCCCGAGCCCGAAGGGCUGUACUGGGAGAUUCGGCCAGACAUUAGGCCUCUUGUGAAGCCCUAUCUCACUACGAGGUACACGCUGGAGGACGUGGGCCGCGGCGGCCGGCCCGAGGUGGACUCCUGGCUGGUCGGCAACCCGCUGUUCAACUCGCCCAAGAGGCCUAGCUAUCGGCGCUGGAUGACGCUUUGGAUCCGCGCCAUGCUCCGUUUCGCGGUGGGCCCUCACCAGGCGGCGUUCAACGCCAUGAUGCCGGUGAUGCGGCAGGACCUGCCGCUCAUGACCUUCAUGCUACCACAGGUGGUGCAUGCCGUGCUGGUGAGCGGCAACGCCACCGCCACGGAGGCUGUGCGGCGCGAGGUGGUGGCGGUGCUGCAGGCAGGUGCAGCGGGGCCGUCAGAGGCGGACGGCCAGUUGGAGCUGUACCUUCAGGCGCUGUUCGGGCUGCUCGAUGUGCUGGGGCGCUGGGUCAAGGACGCCUGGCAGGCGGCCGGCGCCUCAGGCAGCACUCAGGUGGCAGCCCAGGCGCCCGGGGGUGACAACAUCAGCGAGCUGCCGGCUCGGGCGCAGCACGUGCGCGCCUUCAUCGAGAGCAUUCCAAUGGAGACCCUGGCACGUGCGGCUUCCAGGUGCGGUGCGCACGCGCGGGCGGUCCAGACAUUUGAGACGCACAUGAGGUCAGAGGCCAUCAAGGCGCAUGCCGCCAGCCAGUCCAAAUCCGCAACCAGCGGUGGCCUCAACCCGGCGGCUGACGUCAGCCGGCCCCAGUACAAGGCGCUGAACGCAGACGUAUCGUUCCUGCUUGAGGCGUACGGUCAGCUGGGAGAGCCAGAUGGGCUGGCGGGCCUGUGCGCCAUGCGGCCCAGCGGCCUGAGCGAGGCCGACCAAGUCCUGGUAGCCGAGCGCGCUGGGCAGUGGGGCGACGCCAUGGCGCUGUACGAGUCAGCCAUGCGCAGAGAAGCCCCCGCAGCCGAGGAGCCAAACGCCAGCGCGUUCGGCGCAGCAGGGGCGGCCCUCGGGGUGCUAGGCAGAAGCAGCUCGGCCGGGGCAGCUGCGCCGAGGCAAGGGGGCCACCGGGUGCCUGGCGCUGAUGGCGACGACAGCGCCAGCAGCGGGGCACUGAGCACCUCGCAGGCGGGCUACAUGCGCUGCCUGCUCGCCAUGGGACACACCCAGGCGGUGUUGUCGUCGGUGGACGGGCUCCUGGCCCGUGGCAUGUGCACGCCGUCAGCGGCAAAGCAUUUUGCUGCAUUGGGCGUGGCCGCUUCAUGGCGCCUGGGCCGCUGGUCCCUCCUGCGCGGGUACCUCCACGCCGCGGAGCUGGCUGGUCCAGAGCCUGGGGAGCAGUGCGAGCACCUGCUGCUACCGGGCGCGACCCUGCCGGGCAGCACCGCCCUGAGCGCGGGCGACCAGUGGGAGUUGGACAUAGGCCACCUGCUGGACACAUUGCAGCGCGGUAACUGGGCUCGUGUGCGCGAUCUGCUGGAGGGCUACCGAGAAGAGAGCAUGGCGGUGCUGCCGGCACUGGCGCAGGAGAGCUAUGUGCGCGCUUACCCACACAUGGUCCGGCUGCACAUGAUGCAGGAGCUGUCCGACGUCUUGUCUUUGCUGGACCCCAGCUGCGGCUGGACCGGCCUCAGCGCCAACGAACGGGCGCGGCGGCUCCGAUGGCCAGAUCGCAUGUCGUCCACACAGGCCUCGCUGCCCACCCAGGAGCCACUCCUGAGCUUCCGCCGCCAGCUGUCUGCGCUCAUGGGCGACCGCGAGGCCGAGGCAGCGGCCUGGCUAGCCACUGCAAAGCUGUGCCGCGCAAACGGCCACCUGGAUGCGGCUACCAGUGCAGUGCUGGAAGCCGCCACCCGCGGGGUCGGUGCGGCGGCAGCGCUCGAGUCUGCAAAGCUGCUGCGGGCUCGCGACCUGCACCAUCGCGCAGCCAGCGAGCUGCAGUCCGCCAUCCAUGAGCUGUCGUCCGCACAAGCUGCGGUGUCCCCAGCUGCGGCAGAGUCACGCCGCAUGCUGGCGCGACUGAAGCUUUGCCUUGCGCGCUGGUCGGCCGGACAGGGCGGCUGCGCCCCCGCGGAGCUGCGGCGGCUGUUUGACGAGGCGCUGGAUUCCGACCGCGCGUGGGACAAACCGCACUUCCACUACGCUAGGUACCUGGACCAAAUCUACCAGGAUGCCCGGCGCCGCCAGACAGGCCUGGGAGGCAAACCUAUGGCCAACGCUGGCAGAAGCGCCGGAGAAAGGUUUGGUGGCCGCGUGAAGAUUAUGAUCGGGGACGAGCGGCAGUACUACGAGUACCUGCCAGACGUGCUGCGGCACUAUGGCGAGGCCAUUACCAAGGGCCAGAAGCAUGUCAUGCAGGCGCUGCCACGUAUGCUGACGCUGUACUGCGAGCACGGAAGCGACCAACUGGCCCGUGGCACCAACCAGCCACGCACCAGCAAGGAGAACCGCGCCGCUACCGAGGUGCUGAACACCAUGAAGCAGCUGGCAGCCACAGCCAUUGCGCCGCCCAAGUGGCUGGUGGCGCUGCCGCAGCUCAUCUCGCGGAUCGCCCACGCCAACAAGGAGGUCAGCGAGGUCAUCCGCAUCGUGCUGGUGCGGCUGGGCGAGGCGUUUCCACACCAGGUGCUGUGGUCGGCAGCGGCCGUGACCCGCAGUGCCGUGCCUAAGCGGCGGGAUGCGGCGGCUGAAGUAAUGAAGCUGGUUUCAAAUCAAGGGCGGCGGACGAGCAACAGCUACUUGCUGACGGUGCUGGAGCAGUUUAACUCGCUGUCUGAGCAGCUAAUCCGGCUCUGCCACUGGCAGCCGCAGCAGCAACGCAACCGCAUCGUGACCACUGCUUCCGCUCACCGGGACUUUGAGCACCUGGUCCGCCUGUUGCCAUGCGAGGUCAUGGUGCCCAACCAGGAGCAGUUCCGCGCCCCAUUGCCGCCAGCGGCAGCCGGCAGCCGCAUGGCUGCCGAGCACCCUGCGGGCGGCAGCAGUGGUGGCGCCGGCGUUGGCUUAAUCAAGAUCUCGGCGCUGAAGGACGAGCUGCAGAUCAUGCAGAGCUUGAUGAAGCCCAAGAAGCUGACGUUUGUGGGCAGCGACGGGCUGGACUACUCGUUCCUAGCCAAGCCAAAGGAUGAUUUGCGCAAGGAUUAUCGGCUCAUGGACUUUGCCGGGCUUCUGAACGCACUGUUUGCCAGCGACGCCGCGUCCCGGCGUCGUGGCCUGCGCAUCCGUACCUAUGCGGUGGUGGCACUGACUGAGGACUGCGGCAUCCUGCAAUGGGUGGACGGCCUGACGCCGUUUAAGGGCGCGCUGGAGGACCUGUACAUCAGCGAGCGCGUUUACGCCAAGAAGGAAUGGCAGGUGUGGAUCAAGAAGUUGUGGGACAGCUGGACAGAGCCUGCCAACAAGUCCAAGCUGCUAUCCAACGUCCUGGCCCGCCUGCCGCCGCGCAUGCAUCGCUGGCUGCUCAACAAAUACCCCGAGCCCGCCACCUGGCUCAGCGCUCGCAACAACUUCACCAGAACCAAUGCCGUGUGGUGUAUGGUGGGCCACAUGCUGGGUCUGGGGGACCGGCACGGCGAGAACAUCCUGCUGGAUACCACUUGUGGCGACACGGUGCAUGUGGACUUCGGCUGCCUGUUUGACAAAGGACUCACGCUCGAGGUACCAGAGAUGGUGCCGUUUCGUCUGACGCAGAACGUCAUUGAUGGCUUUGGCAUCACUGGCGUGGAGGGCGUUUUCCGCCGCUGCUCUGAAACCACACUGCAGGUCCUACGUCAGCACCGGGACACACUGAUGACGUGUGCAGAGACGUUCCUGCAUGACCCUCUGGUGGAGUGGGCCGCACGGGGCCAGGGGCAGGGGCAACGCCCACAGGACGGCGGUCUCGGGGAGGCAGAGAAUCCAGCGGCUAAAGAUGCUCUCGCAACCAUUGAGGGAAGGCUCACGGGCACCCUGCUGGGCGUGCAGAGCAUUCCCACGCUGCAGCUAAGCUGCGAGGGCCAGGCCGCUCGGCUAAUAUCUGAGGCCAGUGAUAAGGAGAACCUUGGUCGCAUGUAUGUGUGGUGGAUGCCAUGGAUGUAAAAGCCACAAGUGUGUGGUACGCCAUACAUACCAAAGGACAUCUUGUGUGAGCUACUGUAGUGGCUGGCGUUUAGGCCUUGUGCCGGAUGAUAGGACACUGAAGGCGUCCCUCCUGAAGCAUGAUGGGGCUCAGCAAGAAAUUUGCAACGUAUUUGCAAUCAGUUGGCUUUACCUUACCUUGAUAGUGUGGCACUCGCAGUUUGCGCAGUCUUGAGUUUGGUGCAAAUGCGCACGCAUGCAGCAACGGACAGGGAUGUUCCUGGGGGGCCUACAACCCCCCCUGAAGUACUGUGCCCGGGGGCCUAAGCCCACAAAGUAAAGUUGGGAGGCUUAGCUCACCUGUAAGGAGAGCAAAUAGGUAGUAACAUCUUGGGGCUGGCGUAUGCAGGGCCGCAGGGCGAUGAAGUGAUGCUUAUAGUGAAUGACGGUGGCAAUGUGAGGGUAUAUGGAGUUUAUGAAGCUGGCAGACCUGUACUUUGUUCAGCACUAUAAUACCAUAGAGCUCUUAUGCAGUUCUGGUUAUCGUCACAUGUACUAGGCGUAGAGCAGACGAAUUGUUGCUUCACGUGGCUCAGGCGUGGCUCUGUGGAAACAUGGCGAGUGCGGGAGGGCUUUGGAUGCCCCAGGUCGGCUAGGCAGUUACAGUCUUGCAACUGGCAAGGGUCAGCUGUAAACUUGCAUGGCUGUGGUUAUGAACUGGUUGUGUGGCAUGCAGAAGUCAGCAUGGGUGAACAUGUUGUAGUUAUGUGUGUUUGUGUGUGUAAGUAUGAUACAGU
Chlamydomonas reinhardtii is the source of this 10842-nucleotide messenger RNA. RefSeq lists its product as uncharacterized. Lineage: Eukaryota; Viridiplantae; Chlorophyta; Chlorophyceae; Chlamydomonadales; Chlamydomonadaceae. Gene Ontology annotation, biological process: telomere maintenance; protein phosphorylation; DNA damage checkpoint signaling. The transcript has 54 exons. The record is from RefSeq and is a predicted model, not a curated record. Gene Ontology annotation, cellular component: nucleus. Gene Ontology annotation, molecular function: protein serine/threonine kinase activity; protein binding. The coding region runs from base 218 to 10066 and encodes 3282 amino acids.